This is a messenger RNA of Anastrepha ludens (Mexican fruit fly), 1190 nucleotides long. RefSeq names its product protein spitz. Gene Ontology annotation, molecular function: epidermal growth factor receptor binding; receptor ligand activity. Bases 537 to 1181 code for a protein of 214 amino acids. The record is from RefSeq and is a predicted model, not a curated record. The transcript is spliced from 2 exons. NCBI's taxonomy places the organism in Eukaryota, Metazoa, Arthropoda, Insecta, Diptera, Tephritidae. Gene Ontology annotation, biological process: epidermal growth factor receptor signaling pathway.
UGCGCUUGUAACUAGACGAGUUAACUAAAUCGAGUCUAAUAUUUGUGAGCGUUGUAGGCGUUGUCGUUUUUCAGCAGCGACCGCUGCCUCUUCAAUUCGUCGUUGACUUUUAUUUAUUUAACUUUUAUUUGCUCGUACAAACUGGUGUAUGAACUAAGCGCCAGCGGAACUAACAUUAAAGUGUGACGCGCAUUGAGAGUGUGGAAGCCCUAAACGAGUAGAGGGAACCGCGCGUGUAUUUAUGUAUGUGAAGACCAAAAUUAUAGACGUGUGAGUGCCAUCCCAAAAAUACAAAAGAAGUGCCAAGAAGUGAAAGUUUGUAGUGAUUACAAAAAGUUGUGAAAUUAAAGAACAUUUUUAUAUCAGUUUCAAAAUUAAGUUUAGUGGGAACGAAUACUGGAAUGUGAAUUUUAGUAAAAAAGAGGUAAUUAACGCUCCGACUAUUUUGUCAGACAUCGCGGUUGAAAUGCUGCUAGCACGUGUUGCAUGAACAACUGUUAUCCGUAAGAGUACCGUCAACAAACGUCAAUAAGUGGAUGCACCCGAAAGCAUUUAGUGUUAGAAUGCCCGAUCGACGGCCAACAAGUCUACAUCCGUUGGAUGCGGAGCGACUGCUCGGCAUUUUUCUAGCGCUUAUCGUGCUCGCACCUUUUGCGGCAGCCUGCUCCAGCCGUGCCAUACAGAAGCCACCUUCGCCGCCUUUGCCAACUGCAGGAGCAGUUGAAGUUCCCACCACAUCACGCCCCAACAUCACAUUCCCCAUUUACAGUUGCCCGCCCACCUAUGCCGCCUGGUACUGCUUGAAUGACGCCACCUGCUUUACCGUUGAAAUCCACAAUGAAAUUCUCUACAACUGCGAGUGCGCAGCUGGCUUUAUGGGUCCACGUUGUGAGUACAAAGAAAUCGACGGUUCAUAUUUGCCGACAAGGCAGCGUGCCAUGCUCGAAACCGCCAGCAUUGCGAGUGGUGCCACAUUGGCUUUGCUCGUGGUUGUUAUACUGUGUCUGAUGUGGUAUAUUCGCUACGACAAACAACGCCAAAAGCUGAAUGAGAGCGCCGAGAUGGCUCACGACAACGAAGGCCUGGACGAAGUGGAUGGUAUGACGCGUUUGCCGGAACGUCGACCCUUCGGUGAACAUCACUACAAAACGCUUCCACUGGCGGCUGCCUUUAAACGAUAACUUACAUAA